AUGGACAAUGUAACAAGUGAGGGAAGAACACCUCUACACUUUGCAGCACAGAACGGCCAUCUUGAUAUUUGUCAGCUCCUGAUUCAACAUGGCUGCCGACCAGAUGCUCAAGACCAUGUCAAGUACACUGCCCUUCACAGAGCUUCCUCUCAAGGUCACACAGAGGUCAUCCAGCUCCUGAUUGACCAACACUGCAACAUUGACAUUCAGGAUGAGAAUGGGAAUGCAGCAAUCCAUGAAGCAGCAUGGCAUGGCUUCAGUCGAACUCUAGAUAUCCUCAUUAAAUACGACUGUAAUAUUGUUAUUACUAACAAGGCUGGUUUCACUGCCCUCCAUUUGUCAGCUCAGAAUGGACACAACCAGAGUACCAGGAUACUACUGCUGGCUGGCUGUAACCCUGACAUCAAAAACAAUUAUGGAGACACAGCGCUACACACUGCCGCGAGAUACGGUCAUGCGGGCGUGACCAGAAUCCUCAUCAGUGCACGCUGCAGUCUUAACGAACAAAACAAGAAUGGCGACACGGCACUUCACAUCGCAUCAGCUUUGAAGCGACGGAAAAUUGCCAAACUGUUAGUGGAUGCUGGAAUUGAUGUUAAAAUUAAAAACAAGCAAGAGGAAACAGCCAAGGAUGUGGCUGAGAGGAAACAACACCCAGAAAUUAUCCUGAUUAUCUCCUCAUUCUCAAGGCCUAAGACCCCCGCUAAGACGGUGAACUUUAAGGAGUACCCUAUAGAUCUGGAGGGACCAGUAGUUGUCCCUGAGGAAGAAGUCCCCCCUAAACCGGUCAAACAAGAGAAAAAAUUCUUUGACUUUUUCAAAAAGAAGAAAAAGGACAAGGAGAAAGAUAAAACAGACUCCCCGUCGACCCCUAACACGGGGAAAACAGACCCCUCUGUCCAGGGCUUCUUCAGCCAGUACGUCCCUAAACCAGGAGUCCAGUAUUACAGGGAUCUAGCGGGGAACAUCAAACAGGGACCUAUUGGAUACACCCCAAUCUGUCAGUGCAUGCCAACCUUAAAGAAACUGGAACAUCAGGUUCAUACAAAUCAUGAACACAUUUACGACCACAUUGAGGCCUCCCAUCGUGCCCUCAAUAACCGCCUGAAUCAGAUCGACCAGAGAACGACGCAGCAGGUGAGAGAAGUAGACCAGAGGACCAGUCAACGACUCGCGGAGGAGGAGGUACUGUGUCAGGAGAGGCUGCGGCGAGGAUUCGAGGAGGAGAGGGCCUUCAUCCAGCACAGCCAGGGAAACCUCAGAGUGGACAUCCAUGAAUGGCUGGAGGAUAAGCUAGGAUCUUAUGGACAUUGUCUGGAACAUCAUCACGACGACACGGCACUGCCAAGCAAUAAUAUCUUCUCCGAAAUUCAUCAGACAGAAAAUGGACGUUUAUUUCGUUCGAGGUCGGACGAGACUUUGUCACAGUCUGACAAUCACAGUGGGAAAGGGUUUCGCAAGAAGGCAUUUUACGAAUCUCGACAGCAAGCAAUGCAGCAAAUUCGUGCUUGGCAAAUGCCAUCUUACAGUAGGACUAAUGCAUAUCGUGUCAGAGGAUCUAGUCAUAAUGUGCCAGAGACAAGGACUGUUACUUUCAGUGAUCAAGAUCAAGUGAGGACUAAUGCUGAAGUUCAUAUUUCAAAUCCACCAAGGGAAUUAACUCAUGUGUCAAACAAUCUCAAGGAUUCACCUAUUCCUAAUGGUCAUCAACUGUCUCAGAAUUCUGUGCCAACAAGACAAAGUGAGGGAAGACCUCCUUCCAGGAACUAUUCCCCCCACCCACUUCCCCGUGGAACUUCCCCCAGUGUUCAAAACAGAGGAGAUCCUGUGUAUGGAAGUUUUCGAGAUUUCCCCCAUACAUCAGGAACACCUAAAAGUUCACAAAAUCCCAAAUAUGAACAGAUUCCUCCUCACAGUUCUAGGCCUACUCACAUGAACAGUCCUUAUCACAUGCAGGGGGCUGUUCAUCCACAGACUGUACCAGAUUACAGAAGUCCUCAUCAAUACUCAGGUCAGGGGGCGGUCCCAAAACGUAUCCCCCAGUCUCAGACGUGGCAUCACGAACAGUAUCGUAACAUGCAAAAUCACGAAACAAAUCCUAAAACUCAGGGUGUCCCAGUAAACCAGGAACAGGUGAAUAAAUCACUACCUCGGAGUCAAACAGACAAUUCUGGUGCUGUUCUAAGAUCCUCACAAGCUGAGGUUUUCAGACGUGGAGAAGCACCAAGACAGAGUGUUCCAGAAAGGGGAGUAACCUCAAAUGGAUUUGUGAGAAACAUCGAAUCUCGGCAGAGUUUCCCAGAAAGGGGGCCCUCAAAUACAAACUCCGGAGGCAAUCUAAACUCUAGCGUGUCCUCCGUCGGAGCUGGUCAGGGCCCCCAGGAUUCCUCCCGACCCAGCUCCGGCCGUUCCGACCGUCCCUUUAUCCCCCCAAAACCGACAUUCACAACAUUCGGUUACGAUAACACCAAACCUAGUGACAAACCACACCCUUCCACUUCUGUGCCAAAUUCCACUUCAGACAAUGUCCUCCAAGCGUCCACACCAAGACCUAGUUCAAACACUGAGCUUGAGAGUCCUUAUGCUCAAUUACCUAAUAGAUCUCGAACACCACAUGAUGAACUAGAUAAUAAACAGACCUACAGCUACUUCGCUGCAGUAAAAACUGAAUAUCCAAAACCAAAUGAGAUUAACAAGUCCAAUCCAGGAAAUGAGACACCAAGAGAUGACUUGUAUGUGUCAAUGUCCGAGAAGCCUAUUGUUAGACAAAGGGCAAGGUCAUCUGAAGGUCUCUUGGACAGUGAUAUCACAUCAGCUCAUGACCUGAAAAAAUUCCAUCCACCCUCGACCUCUUUUGCAAGUAACCCUCACAUUAGUGAUAAGUCCCAAAUACCCUCGCAGAGACCACAGCCUCAACCUAGACCUAGCUCUAGACCAAAUAUUAAUCCAUCUAUGAAUCAGUACUCAAGUGAAGCUAGAAAUUCCCCUCUCCUGAAAUAUGGAAACCAACCAGUUCCAAACAGAGGUGCACAGACAGAGAGUGGGUAUAUGACAAUGAAAGGUCCAUACGAGGGACGACGAAGUGCUAUUGACUUUGAUAAGAAAGGUGGACCAUACAGAACCCAUGGGAACAUCAGAGAAAAUCCUUACGCCUCUGUGAGGGAUGUCUCUUCCUAUCGCUAUGGUAAUGGCUCACCAAUGGGAAAACCUCACAGCACGUACCUUGUGAACCCAGUCUCCCAGGGUCAGUACUCGCUCAGUAAGUCUGAGUCUAAUCUACUGGACAAAGGAGACCACAGCGAUGAUGAGGGUGGAUUCACAACUCCUCGUAGAACCAUGCUGAAUGCCUCUCCAGCUAUCCUACGUAGUGCUAACAGUCCAAAGGCUGUGUCUAACUACCCAAACGCCUACAAUAAAGAGGAUUCUAGUAGUAACCCAGACUCAGGGUACAGUAGUAAAAUCCUCGGCUCCAGGGCUAAUAAUGGAAAUGUCCCCAGUAACAGUGGGACUCCUUCCUCAUCAUUCAGUACUGACCAUGACCACAGUUUGUCUGCAUCUAGUAACAACCACUCCCCCCACCCAGCUGCCACGCAUGAUGACUACGAACAGAUUCAAGACAUAGCACAGGCUGUUAACCAUGGACAAAACCUACAGGCUCAUGUGGAGGGGUGGUAUCAAAAGAAGCUGAAGGAGGCAGCUGUGAGAUUACAAGAGGGACCGUAUAAUGAAGGGCCCAGGGACAAAAAUUACAACCCUCCAGGAUAUAGUCCCCACAACAUGAAUCAUCAGUACCAGCAGCAUAACCCACAAUACCACAGCUAUCAGGCUAACCAGACUUAUAAUAACUUUCGACAUCUUCCCAGUUAUAUAAGAGGAAGUGAUGUGUGAGGUUAUGACCUUUGACCUUCCAUAUGAUUACAUUUAACCUUGUUUAUACCAUUGAUUGUUCUGAAAUAUGGCAGCAAAUGUUAUAAAUACAAUUGCAUAAUUUAUAAUGGCAUUCUUGUAGAUAAUUAUUUUGUAUAUAUUUUAUUACCAGCAUUCCAAACUAUAUGUAUUGUUGGUGCUUAUUUAUGUGGAAAAAAAUUCUUUUUGUAUUUUAAUUGUGUUCAUAAAAUUUGUACAGAAAACAUGUAAAUAUAUUAUAGGAUGCAGACAUUGUUUGCUUCUGUGAAUGGUUGACUUCCAAUUUAAAUCAAGUGCUGGUUACACUUUAUCAGAAUGUGUGUACAUGUAUUGUCUUUAAUAUACAAAUUAUUUUAAUGUAAUAUUAAUUGAUAUAAGAAAUUUUAAUCAGACCUAUCAUAAUAGUGAAACAUAAAUUUUAUUGAAAAGUGAAAGGAUGGAUAAAGUUUAUGUGCAAGAUUUUAAUUAUUAAACUUUUCUUUUUUCAUUUUAAAUUAACAUUUAAGUCCUGCU
Molecule: messenger RNA, 4419 nt
Organism: Saccostrea cuccullata (small rock oyster)
Lineage: Eukaryota; Metazoa; Mollusca; Bivalvia; Ostreida; Ostreidae
Exons: 11
Coding region: 1-3888 (1295 amino acids)
Biological process (GO): positive regulation of transcription by RNA polymerase II
Cellular component (GO): nucleus
Molecular function (GO): transcription cis-regulatory region binding; protein binding
Source: RefSeq, a predicted model, not a curated record